This is a messenger RNA of Uranotaenia lowii, 663 nucleotides long. Its product is annotated as general odorant-binding protein 45-like. Lineage: Eukaryota; Metazoa; Arthropoda; Insecta; Diptera; Culicidae. Bases 1 to 663 code for a protein of 220 amino acids. The transcript has a single exon. Gene Ontology annotation, molecular function: odorant binding. The record is from RefSeq and is a predicted model, not a curated record. Gene Ontology annotation, biological process: sensory perception of smell.
AUGCAGUCGCAAUGCUAUGUCGAAAACGUUCGGUGUGCAGAACGAUGCGUCCAAAUUGUACUGAAGUCUUGGGAUCGCUGCGAUGGCUUAUCGGGAACAUCGUACAGUCAACACUUUCAACCGGAUUACCUUGACCUGGUAUCAGCUAACAGAACGCAGUGUUGUAUUGAUAGGCGUUUACAGUCCGCCACUGAUUUGGAUGUUUGCGAUCGAGCUUCGAUUGACUGGCAGUGCUAUCGAGAUCAUUUUGGAACUCUAACAGAAGCUGCACAGUACGUUCCGAUGCCGAAACUCUUGACUCUCAACGCCCUGACUACAUGUUCCAAUAUGCUGCAAAUCGACAAUCCAGCGCUGCGUCUUAUGGGUUUUAGCAAGAAAGCCUCGAUGAAGGCACGCUGCCUGAUACGUUGUGUAGUGAUUCGGCAAGGUUUGUACAAAGAUGUGACAGGGCUCAAGCUGGAUCGCUUCGCCGUCCAAAUGAAGAAAUCCGUAGACUCGUAUCAGGAAGACGUAUUCCAAUGUCUCACGUUUUUGCGUGAUCUUAACCUCGAUAAUUGCAACCUUGCCGCGCGAACCAUUUUAGAAUGUUUUGACAGAGACAGUAGUUUGUACGAACAAUUUGUUUUUUCAUUUUUCGCUGUACCUCCUCGGUUCCGGAGAUGA